CGUGCCCUUUUAGCCAUGAGCCAUGACCAAGCAACCCAGCUUCCCAGGAGGACUGGAUUUGGUGGCCCAGCUGAACCUCUUUGGGCCGCGCGAUUUUCUCCUACAACUGGAGGAGGAGCUCGAAGUCUUCGUUCGCAGUCGGAGGAAGGAACUGGUUUUGCCGCCCUUGGCGCGAAGGUACCAGGAGUUGCUGAAUAGCUCGCUGCGACGCUUCAACUUGUCCGUGGAAGCGCUGCCCUCCCUCGAAGGCUGGAGCCAUACACGAUGGAAGGUUGUGAACAGUGAGGAGCCGCCCCGACUUCCGAAGCUGAGCCUGGCGGAAUUUCUGCGUUUGCAACGUCGCCUGGUGGCCCCACCAGGUGCCUUUUCCAGUGGUGAGGCGAAGGCAGCUCUAUCGGAGGAGGAGAUUCUUCAGAGGCUGCGCUUGCGUCUCUGGGCGGCCUUGCUGUGCUGCACGGCCGCGGAGCGGGCGGUGCAGGCAGACACCUUGAUGGCCCCGGCAGUGGAACCGGUGGAACCAGCUGAGCCGGACAGCGACCGGAAAGUUGCACCAGUUCUGGCGAAGGAGGAGGCCGUGAAGGAAGAAGCGCCCGCCGAGUCCGCCGAGCCCAGCACCGAGCAUCCGGCGCCGUCGCUGGUCAAGGUGGAAAGGACCACCAGUGAUGUGGGCCAAGAAAUCAAGUUGGAAAGAACCACCAGCGACGUCGACCGAGAGGCCUUGAAGGGUGAGCUUUUUGAGAACCACUCGCAUGGCCUUCAGGAGCUUGUGCUCAAUCAACCCAAGGAGGAGAAAUCCGAAGUUCCAGCGAAGGCGGAACAGGAGGCCUUCGCCGGUAUCAAGGCUGAAACUGGAGCUCCGGAGCCGCUGGAGCCGCCGGAGCCGUUGGAGCCAUGGGUGAAGGUACGCCAGGAACCCGACGAACCUGAGCACCAGGAGACCCCAGGGCUGGUGCGUUGCGGCUCAGCCACACUGCUGAAAGAGGAACCUGAUGCACUGGAGGCAGUUGCGCUCAGAAGGGCUGGAAGAGGUCCUGAAGUCGGACUUCUUUCCUCUGUGCGUGCGUGGUUUCCUUUUGUUUGUCAAUAUUUGUUGUGUUCCCUGCUACAUUGGGUGAAAAGCCAGGACAUCAUGAGUCCUGAAGAGCAGGUGGGCGUGGGAGGGGACUUGCGGGAGGCGUUGCGUGCGGCCUUCGAACGGCUGAAAGUUGCAGCAGGGAGGUGGACGGAACCGGACGCCAAAGAGGAGGAUGACAUCGCCCCAACAACGGUGCAUUGCUUUCGAAGGUUCUCUCCAAGCCAUGCCCCCGGUCGGCUCUACCUUCGCGACAGUGCGACGGCGCCCUGGCCAUCCGUGAAACUUCAGCGUGAUAGCGAGCACGUGAUCUGGCGGCCCGAAUGGAUGCUGCCGCAUUUCCAGGGGCCCGGCACUUGGGAGGAGGGUGCCUCCAUGGGUGGCAUCUUCAGCUGGGCCCUGGAGCCCAACAGCGUCUCCUUCGGGGAGGGCUUUGAGGUGAACUUGCGCGACGAGCCUGGGCCCUGUGAGACCGGUACAAAGCUGGAGGAGGUGUAG
Cladocopium goreaui is the source of this 1570-nucleotide messenger RNA. The record is from the annotation of a GenBank genome assembly. Lineage: Eukaryota; Dinophyceae; Suessiales; Symbiodiniaceae.